AGACAAGAAAGGGAUACAAGUAAAAGGGCUUAUUAAACUAUGGUGACUAUAUUGAAGAAGUGGGCGUGACUCAAUGCUACUAUGGUAGACGCUACGGAUAUUGAUCAAGCCGUAAUAUUUAAAUACCCAAUAAUGUGAGCAAGCAUAUCUAUGUCGUAUUGUGUUUGGAUAACAUCUAACGUACUGUCAUUUAUUAGAUAAUAAGACCUAUUGCGAUCUCGAUCUCUCAAAGGUCUAUAUCUGCAGACUACUAAAUCAUUCAGAUCAGAUGCUGAUAUACACAGGACCUUUAACAACUUAGCUGAAUAUCGCCAAAUUAAAUUAGCUUCUAAGAAAUUUACAAUCUGUGAAAACCAAUUUAGUCUUAGGAAUUGUCAUCUAACACUAUUCCAUAAAGAACGAGUAACAAGAACGGGAAACAACUUUGGAGGACUCUCGGUGGAUACGGAACAUAUCUUGUGAAAUCUGUGAUAUCCUCACGGAAAAUAUAACAGCUCUAUUUUGUAACUUAUUUUUGGUUAGUAUAGAAUGGGCAACAACUAUGGUCUGCCAACCAAGCAGCAGAAACAAUGCAACACCACUCCUAGAGAGACUGCCCUGAUGGGUGCCGUGCUGCAGAAUGAGGUAAACCAAGUAAAACGCCUGGUUAAGAGUAGCAAGGCUGACAUAGAUGUGGUCAAUUCUGAUGGCAACACGGCAUUGGAUCUAGCCCUUUUGACUGUCAUGAGUUCGGAAGCCUCAACAGUUCCAAUAGAUAUAGUAAAGGUCUUAUUACGUGGAGGAGCGGAUAAAUUGUCUCAUCAGACGCUAUUCAAGACCAUCGGGGUGUUGAUCAUAAAGGAACAGACUUCCAAUGAGCUAUCUGUGCUCUCUCAAGUUAUAUCUGAGCAUACUAGGUCACAGACAAUACGAGGGCUGUUCUUGCAGUGUCUGGUGCGUGGAGAACGCCCAGACUUAAUAGAACAACUUCUUGCUAAGGGAUGUAAUCCCCUCCUAUUUUGGGAGGAUCAGUAUAAUCUCCUAGACCAAUACGAUACAAUGGUAGGAGUAAGCUACUUCGAGAGGGAACGUCUUGUACCACCGGAUGUCGCACUACUUUUUAUCAAAGCUGCGACAAAUAAAAACAAAUCAACAGUUCUUCAAAAGGUUGUUUCGGAUAUGCUAAAGUAUGACCGUGGAUUCUUCACAGAGGAACGUAUGGACCAAGCACGUGAACUUUAUUCCGUUAUUAAAAAGAGCUCUCAUGAACUCGGCCCAUCAGAAGAAGAAAAAUUAAGUUGGAUAAAGUGAAUAUACCAUAUCUGACUUUUCAUCAUGAUCUGUUUAAUGGUUCUGAUUUAAUGUCACAAGAACAUUGAAUCAAAUGCAAAGAUAUAAUGAAUGCUAUGUGGAACUGUUGCUUCAUACUAUAUGAGGUGAAGCAGUUGCAUGUUACCUGAGCCGAAUAGUGAAUGUUGUUGGUAUGGUCUGCUUCGGAACAAUCCGUAAAAUGCAUGGGUAUCAACACAUUGUGUAGCUUGCACACAUUUAUUGAACGUCUCUGAGCUAUAAGUGGGAACUUUAGUGAAUGCAUCAUAGUGAAAAUCUUUAAUAUUCCUGAAAUAAAAGUUUUUUGGGGGGAAUUUUUAGAAAAAGACAUGUCAAGGAAUGAUAUGAGCCAAAUAUUCAAAAAUUCAAACAAUUUUUGUUAAGCCUGUUUACUAGAUCUGAUUCUCCC
Owenia fusiformis is the source of this 1717-nucleotide messenger RNA. The record is from the annotation of a GenBank genome assembly. NCBI's taxonomy places the organism in Eukaryota, Metazoa, Annelida, Polychaeta, Sabellida, Oweniidae.